Molecule: messenger RNA, 2118 nt
Organism: Musa acuminata AAA Group (dessert banana)
Lineage: Eukaryota; Viridiplantae; Streptophyta; Magnoliopsida; Zingiberales; Musaceae
Product: nicotinate phosphoribosyltransferase 2-like
Exons: 15
Coding region: 110-1810 (566 amino acids)
Biological process (GO): NAD+ biosynthetic process via the salvage pathway
Cellular component (GO): cytosol
Molecular function (GO): nicotinate phosphoribosyltransferase activity
Source: RefSeq, a predicted model, not a curated record
CGCACUAUAUUAUGGUUCUCCGUCACUACCACGCGCGCUUGUUCUUCGCUUCACUCCCCUUCUCCUCCUCAUCAUAAGAAUCGGAACCCUGGAAGCGGGAGAGGGCUCGAUGGACUCGAUGCAAACCGCCACCGGACCGAGGGCUGGUGAAGCGGGAGGCGAGCGGGGGCGAGCGGUCCCGCCGCGGCCGACGAAUCCGAUGGUCACCCCUCUCCUCACCGACCUCUACCAGUUCACCAUGACCUACGCCUACUGGAAGGCCGGCAAGCACCAAGAUCGAGCAGUGUUUGAUCUGUACUUCCGGAAAAACCCCUUUGGUGGUGAAUAUACUGUAUUUGGUGGUCUCGAAGAAUGUAUACGGUUUAUUGCUAAUUUCAAAUUUGAGGUGGAUGAUAUUUCUUUCCUGCGAUCUGUCAUGCCCACAUGUUUGGAUGGGUUCUUUGAAUAUCUCAAGGCAAUCGACUGUAAAGAUGUUGAAGUUUAUGCAAUUCCUGAGGGUUCUGUUGUGUUUCCUAAGAUUCCCUUGAUGAGGAUUGAAGGACCAGUUGCUGUGGUUCAGCUGCUUGAAACACCAUUUAUAAAUCUUGUUAAUUAUGCCUCUUUAGUUACCACAAAUGCUGCAAGGCACAGAUUGGUCUCAGGAAAAUCAAAAACAUUACUUGAAUUUGGACUUCGACGAGCACAAGGGCCUGAUGGAGGAAUAAGUGCCUCGAGAUGCUGUUACAUGGGAGGAUUUGAUGCAACAAGUAAUGUUGCGGCUGGAAGGUUGUUUGGCAUACCACUUCGAGGAACUCAUUCACAUGCCUUUGUUAGUUCGUACAUGGGUCCUGAUGAGAUCACUGACAAAGCACUUCGCAGACGAGAUGGCUCAAGCACCUGUCAAGAUUUUGUUUCUCUGGUUCAGACUUGGCUUAGUAAAAUUCAGUGGGCAAAUUCAUUUGUUGGAACUUUUGGUGAAACAAAUCAAAGUGAGCUGGCAGCAUUUACAUCAUAUGCUUUGGCUUUUCCAAAUAGUUUCCUCGCCCUUGUAGAUACAUAUGAUGUUAUGAAGAGUGGAGUGCCAAACUUCUGUGCAGUAGCUUUAGCACUUAGUGAUCUGGGGUAUAAAGCAAUAGGAAUUAGGUUGGAUUCUGGAGAUCUAGCGUAUUUGUCGACUGAGGCUCGGAAGUUCUUCUGUGCAAUAGAGGAGGAAUUUGGUGUACUUGACUUUGGGAAAAUGAGUAUCACAGCUAGCAAUGACCUCAAUGAGGAAACCAUUGAUGCCUUGAACAAGCAGGGUCAUGAGAUAGAUGCCUUUGGAAUUGGUACUUAUCUCGUUACAUGCUAUGCUCAAGCUGCUCUUGGUUGUGUAUUCAAACUAGUUGAGAUAAAUAAUCAACCUCGAAUCAAACUUUCCGAAGAUGUUACAAAGGUCUCUAUACCAUGUAAAAAACGAUGUUACAGACUGUAUGGAAGGGAAAGCUACCCGUUGGUGGAUAUAAUGACCGGGGACAAUGAACUUCCACCAAAGGUGGGAGAGAGGAUUUUGUGUCGUCAUCCAUUCAGUGAAUCUAAGAGGGCAUAUGUUGUGCCCCAACAUGUGGAGGAGCUGCUCAAGUGCUACUGGCUUGGAAAUUCAGACAAAACAAGAGCAGAGCUGCCUUCACUGAAGAAAUCCAGAGAACGUUGUUUGCAGCAACUAGAGCAAAUGAGACCCGAUCACAUGAGGAGAUUGAACCCAACACCAUACAAGGUAAGCGUGAGCGCCAAGCUGUAUGACUACAUUCACUUCCUCUGGCUUAACGAGGCACCCGUCGGUGAGCUGCAAUAAAUGGGUUUAUUGAAUAGCCCUGAUCUCGGUGAACAUUAAAAAACUGCAUCUUCUAUAAUAAUAAUAAUAAUAAUAAUAAUAAUAAUAAUAAUAAUAAUAAUAACAUCAACAAUAACAAAAUCUCCAUUCUGAUAGCAAUAAUGAAUAAGAGACUCCGUUCGGUAAGAUAUCCUAAUGCUUAGCGUACUGUUGCACGCCUGAUAAGUCAGGCCCUCGAGUUCAAGUGCGUGUAAGAAUAUAUAUUAAUAAUAUAAUGCUUAUGCAAGGAUAUUAGUAUAAAGAAAAAAGGAUCAUCUAUUUAUUAUCAA